Molecule: messenger RNA, 1788 nt
Organism: Coccinella septempunctata (seven-spotted ladybird)
Lineage: Eukaryota; Metazoa; Arthropoda; Insecta; Coleoptera; Coccinellidae
Product: solute carrier family 46 member 3-like
Exons: 5
Coding region: 129-1646 (505 amino acids)
Biological process (GO): transmembrane transport
Cellular component (GO): membrane
Molecular function (GO): transmembrane transporter activity
Source: RefSeq, a predicted model, not a curated record
UAUAAUGACUAUUCAAUGUUGGUAGCUGCAGUGUUGUGUGUGUUCAGAAAAGAUAGACUUUUUGAUUCAAGUAUUUCACAUAAUUAUACACGUUGAAAAUCUUAACAUAGCAGAAAAAUAGGGAAAAAAUGUCCCUGCCAAAUUUGACUAAUGCAUAUAGUGUGGAAUUCCUUGCAAAGAAACUUGAUAAUGAAGAAAAUAAGACUUUCUGUCAAAAAUUCAGAUACAUCAUAAAUAACAUUACAGUGGAACCAUUGUUGUUCCUCCUGUUGAUACCUUCGGUGAUGAAUAAUUUGACAACUUUGAAUCUCAAUCUGGAAAAAGCCUGCAGAGUAAACUUGCAAUAUAACAGUUCAGUAUGUGACGCUAUGGUGAGGAGGGAUCCUACCGGAUAUGAACCCUUCCAAGAGAGAGAAGCUCAAAAGCUGGUAUCGACCAUGACAGCUAUAAAAAUGAUUAUUGUGGGUUCGUAUCCAACUAUUUUGAUGUUAUUCGUUGGUUCUUGGAGCGACAGACACGGUCGUAGAAAGCCUUUGAUCCUUAUGCCCAUUCUGGGUGAUCUUGUAGGAACAAUUUGCCUCUAUUUCUGCGCCUACUUUUUCUUAGAAUUGUCAGUUGAAUGGUCAAUGAUGGCAGAAACAAUACCCUUUGCAUUAUGUGGCACAUGGACUUGUGAGUUCUUAGGAUUAUAUACAUAUGUCAGUGGUUUAUGUAAGGACGAAGAAAGAACCAUAAGAAUUGGAGCUGUAACUAUGUGCCAAAUUAUUUCCAUGACUCUUGGUAUGAUGUUGAGUGGGAUUAUGAUAAAACUGUUAGGUUUUAAAGGUGUUUAUCUCCUAUCGUCCGUACUUCUUAUAUGCUCUUUCUUGUACGGGGUGAUCAUAGUGAAAGAAUGUAACAUAAAAACAGCGAAGGAAAAAUCUGAAGUGAACAAUUCUAUAAAAGAGUUUUUUUCCCUGAAGCACAUCCAGAGUACAUUCAAGAUAUGCUUCAAAAAUGGAGCUAACAAUAGAAGAUCUAAGAUGAUAGUAUUGAUGUUACUGUCUUUCAUGGUAAUGGGACCUUUGUAUGGUGAAUAUUCCGUAACCUAUUUAUAUACCAGAUUGCAGUACAAUUGGAAUGAAGUAGACUUCAGCAUUUACAAUACCAUCCAUUCUGUUGUACAAGUUGUAGGUGGUUCCUUCGCCCUGUCAUUUUUCUCGAAGUAUUUGGGCAUAGACGAUGCAGCCUUGGGAAUGAUUGCAACAGUUACCAAGAUCUGCGCAUGUGUGGUUUACGCUUUCGCUCCAACUACAUAUAUAUUUUAUAUAGGUGCAUUUGUUGAAGUAUUCCAUAGCACAUGUCAUAUAGCCAUGCGAUCAAUAAUGGCAAAACUAGUGCCGCCUCAAGAGUUGGGACAGUCUAAUUCAGUUUUUGCCAUUUUCGAGUCCAUUACACCCCUGUUGUUUGGACCAAUCUAUACUAAUGUGUACAAUAAAACGAUCAAUAUUUUUCCUGGCUCCAUUUAUAUGGUUACGUCGAUUUUGUAUUUGAUCACCUUGUACCUGUUCUUUUGGAUGUACAGAACAAAUAAAAAGGACAAAGAAGAAAACAUGGAGCAAUACAAGAAAGUAAAGCAAGAAGAUGGUCCACAUGAGAAGGAUUAACGAAAUUACCUUCUGAAUAGCGAAAAGAAGAUUAAAGCUUCGAUGAAGUGACUAGAAAUUUUUCACAUCUGAUACUCAUUUUGUAAAUAUUCCAUCCCUUCACAUAUUUUUUGAAUAAAGUGAUCAAGUGGAUUUUCGAAAA